AUGCUCGACUUCCUCCGCCGUCACAAUUACAAGGUGACACGUCACAUCACAUCUAAUCUGUUGAUGGUCACCUUGGUGUUUGGCAUGAGUGUAUUCACAUUCGGAUAUGAGGGAUCAACACUCAACACCAUUCAGGCUAUGACGCCGUUUGAACAACGGUUCGGCGACUACAUUCCAGCCAAGAAGGCUUUCGGGUUCACAUCAAACAAGCUGGCUUAUAUGAACUCAUUUCCUCUCCUCGUAUACGCUGUCGGUGUAAUAUGUGGAGCUCAGAUCGGCGAGCGAUGGGGCCGGAGGCUGGUAUUCAUUCUCACCAACAUUGUCUGUAUGGCCGGAACCAUCAUCGUCUACACUGCAAAGAAUUACAAUCAGCUACUCGCUGGCCGAAUGAUUGUCAACUUCCACGUCGGCAUGGAGGCAUUCCUCAUUCCAAUGUUCCAAGCCGAGAUCGCACCAGCAGCGGUUAGAGGCUCACUUACAGCUAUCUACGGUGUAAACGGAGUUUUCGCAGCAUUCAUUGCGUCGAUUAUCACCGAUGUUACGAGUAAGAUCAAGGACGACAACUGCUGGAAGAUUCCCGUGGGCAUUGGUUUCAUCUUUCCGGCCUUUUCCUUGUUCUUCUGGGUUUUGAUUCCCGAAUCCCCACGGUGGCUUCUUCGGAAGGGGAACUACGCCAAGGCGGUUGAGAACCUGGACUAUCUUUACGGAGCGAUGCCGAACUACGACGCCGAGAAGGAAGCCAAGCUUCUCCAAGAAGCCCUCAACACGAGCGAGACCACUGGAAAGUGGAAAGACUUGGUUAAGGGCACGAACUUGCGUCGUACCGUCAACGGCCUCAUCGCUGCUGCACUGGCUCAACUUUCAGGUGCAUCAUUCUCCAACUUGUACGGCACAAUCUUCUUGAAGAGCUUGAAGGUCAUCGACCCUUUCAUGGCAACCAUGGUCAAGCGAGGCCUCUUGCUUGCGACCGCAAUCACUUUCAUGUUCAUCAUCGACAAGGCCGGUCGCCGCCCGCUUUUCUUGUACAUGGGCUUCAUGCAAACAGCAGUUCUCAUGGUCAUGGGUGGGCUGGGUACGAUUGCGCACCCGACAGUUGAUAUCAACAAAGGCAUCGUUGCUUUGACGAUGAUGUUUCCCAUUUUCCACUUCGUGUCUUUCGGAGGCCCUUUGCAACUUACUAAGACCGAAAUUCCCCACAUCACACUUCGAGACAAGUCGGUCAUGCUUUUCUGGCUGACUGCUAACCUUUGCAACUUUAUCUCAACUUUCACGUUGCCUUACUUGCUGCAGGAACCAGCGAACCUUGGUUCCCGGGUCGGCCUGAUCUACGGGUCGAUCUCAGCCUGUGGCCUGGUCUGGGGUUGGUUCUGCAUGCCCGAGAUGUCUAGGAAAUCUCUUGAGGAGAUUGAUGAGAUGUUUGCUGCUGGCGUCCCAGCUUGGAAGUCAAGACAUUGGCGAGGCGAACAGACUGCUAGGAUCACCGAGUUGGAGAACAACGGUGUGGUGCCUCGCGACAGCGAUAGUGAGAGGAACAGCAUCGCAAAGUCUGACUUACAGCCGGUUGUCCAAGAAAAGCCAUCUAAGGUCUGA
This is a messenger RNA of Colletotrichum abscissum, 1590 nucleotides long. RefSeq lists its product as uncharacterized. The record is from RefSeq and is a predicted model, not a curated record. Gene Ontology annotation, cellular component: membrane. NCBI's taxonomy places the organism in Eukaryota, Fungi, Ascomycota, Sordariomycetes, Glomerellales, Glomerellaceae. The transcript has 5 exons. Gene Ontology annotation, molecular function: carbohydrate:proton symporter activity. Gene Ontology annotation, biological process: transmembrane transport; carbohydrate transport. The coding region runs from base 1 to 1590 and encodes 529 amino acids.